This is a messenger RNA of Suncus etruscus (white-toothed pygmy shrew), 1136 nucleotides long. RefSeq names its product LIM zinc finger domain containing 2 (gene LIMS2). The transcript is spliced from 9 exons. Gene Ontology annotation, cellular component: focal adhesion; cytoplasm; cell-cell junction. Bases 5 to 1015 code for a protein of 336 amino acids. Gene Ontology annotation, biological process: cell-cell junction organization; positive regulation of integrin-mediated signaling pathway; cell-cell adhesion. Lineage: Eukaryota; Metazoa; Chordata; Mammalia; Eulipotyphla; Soricidae. The record is from RefSeq and is a predicted model, not a curated record.
CAACAUGUCCAAUGCCUUGGCCAAUGCCGAAUGCCAGCGCUGCCAGGCUCGCUUCACCCCUGCUGAACGCAUCAUUAACAGCAAUGGAGAGCUAUAUCACGAGCACUGCUUUGUGUGUGCCCAGUGCUUCCGGCCAUUCCCCGAAGGACUCUUCUAUGAGUUUGAAGGCCGAAAGUACUGUGAACAUGACUUCCAAAUGCUGUUUGCUCCAUGCUGCGGAUCCUGUGGUGAGUUCAUCAUCGGCCGUGUCAUCAAGGCCAUGAACAACAACUGGCACCCAGGGUGCUUCCGCUGUGAGCUGUGUGAUGCGGAGCUGGCUGACCUGGGCUUCGUGAAGAAUGCAGGCAGACACCUGUGUCGACCCUGCCACAACCGCGAAAAGGCCAAGGGCCUGGGCAAGUAUAUCUGUCAGCGGUGCCACCAGGUCAUGGAUGAACAGCCUCUCAUGUUCAAGAAUGAUGCCUACCACCCUGACCACUUCAACUGCACCAACUGCGGGAAGGAGCUGACUGCUGAGGCCCGGGAGCUGAAGGGUGAGCUCUACUGUCUGCCCUGCCAUGACAAGAUGGGUGUCCCCAUCUGUGGGGCCUGCCGUCGGCCAAUUGAAGGUCGGGUGGUCAAUGCACUGGGCAAGCAGUGGCACGUGGAGCACUUCGUCUGUGCCAAGUGUGAGAAGCCAUUUCUGGGACACCGACACUAUGAGAAGAAGGGCCUGGCUUACUGCGAGACUCAUUACAACCAGCUCUUCGGGGACGUCUGCUACAACUGCAGCCAUGUGAUUGAGGGGGACGUGGUGUCUGCUCUCAACAAGGCCUGGUGUGUGAACUGCUUCUCCUGCUCCACCUGCAACAGCAAGCUCACCCUGAAGAACAAGUUUGUGGAGUUCGACAUGAAGCCUGUGUGUAAGAAGUGUUAUGAGAAGUUUCCACUGGAGCUGAAGAAGCGGCUGAAGAAACUAUCAGAAUUGACUUCUCGCAAGGCGCAGCCCAAGUCUGUGGGCCACAACUCCACCUGAGAGGUCCCCUGCUAUUUUCCUUUCUCUUCCUGCUGCCUGUCUCCCACCUCUGCUGACUUUUGGGCACCGUAUCCACACCUGUUUUGCCUCCCUGGAGCCCUGCCUUCAUCCCCUCUUCCUC